CCAACCCCUGGCUUCCCCACACUGCCGCGUGGCUGCGGAUCUUCCAGCCAUCUUACUCAUUUCAGAAUGCAGACUCCUGGUUUCACCAAGUAUACGGCCCCUGUGGUACUAGCAGACCUCAUCUAGCUGGCGCAUCGCUGUAACCGGUAUUCUGGGUUACUUUCUGGUUUUUAUCUAGUGUUUUUCACGGAGGUGUUUUUUUGCCCUGUCUCACCUAGCCACCAUCUUAGUUUCCCUGUAACCAGUAACUUUGGAAAUAGGUGCUGAUGCUUCUUCAGCAUACCUAUGUCAUGUAGUCAGGGAUGUGUCCAUGCCUAUGGUGGAUGAUAAAUGAAGACAAAUGUUUUUGUGAAUUACAUCAUCAUCAGUUUUCCUGAGAAACAAUUAUUACUUUCAUUAAAUAUGCAUGUUGAUUUUAUUAUUGUGCUCAUUGUUGCCAAAAGAGUCAAUUGCAAAAUAAAAAAGCAAAGAAUGGCCAAAGACCUGUUACAAUAAAUGACAAAAACCAUUACUGCAAGAACGUUUGGACUAUUCUAAAUGCUGUUAUGUAUUUCUGGACUGACUGCUCUGUCUCUGUUUCCCUGCAUAUUUCACAUACAUCCAUGUUUUUCAUUGAGUAACCAUUUGGGAAGUCUGAUGACUCCAUGCGUCUUCCCGUACAACAAUUAUCUGGCAUAUCAAGUAAUUUUCAUUACUUUAAUACCCUAUUUUCACGCUUAAAAGUUUGUUGGUUUGGUCAAAAAUUUAUAGAGUCCCCUGCCAUUUACUGCAUAUCAAAUUUACAAUCAUUUUGACCCCUUGGAUACCUUUUACACAGUGUACCCUGUAACAUUACUUGCUCAGUUGAUGUUUCCUGCAAGGUAGACAUGUUUUCAGUGACCCAAAAGGAGAUAGGACAAGUGACCCUCCCUUCUGAUAUUUUACCUCCCCCAUCGCCCCAUUUCUGGGCUGUCCACUAAAUUUGGCUUUAUUAGGGAGCCAUGAAUCACAGCAGAAGAGGGGCUAGCUGAAGGCAGAAGUUCUGAGUAUCAGCCUUUAUUCACUCUACAUUAUUGUUAAUUACUGGCUAAGAUUAUGGCGGCCAUUUGGCAACUAUAACACAGGCUGACCAUGUGUUCUGAUACACACUUCAUACCAUAUUAAGCAACAAGAUUGCAACAAGCCAGCAUAAGAAUGCUACAGACUGUGGGAGAAAACAUGGCCUGAGACCUUGAAUUUAGGCUUCUAACCUCCAAAACUGUGAGACAACAAAUGCUUCUUAAGCCAGCCUAUUGUUUGUUAUUUGUUAUAAAAGCCCUGGUAAUCUAAGACCAGAACCUAAAUCGGUGGUUCUUAACCAGGCCUCUGCAGAAUCACAUUAUAUAUGUUUUUGUUUGUUUUGUUUUGUUUUGUUUUGUUGCAAAACACUGGGACUACAGUGUCUCAAAAGUUCCUUGCAGUAUAUAUCAUCAUCUGUAAAUCCUGUUGUGUUCUGUGACAAAUGUUUUGUCAGGACAGUGAAGGUUUUCUUAAGACACAAAAAUAAGAACUCUAGAAAACAUGGUUGAGUUUUACAUUAGAAUUAAGACUUGUGUUAAAAGUAAUCAAAGUAAGUGAAAGGACAAGCAACAUACUGAAGAUAUUUGCCAAACAUGUAACUAUGGGAGAUUAGUGUUCUGAAUGCAUAAAGAACUACCACAAAUUAGACAGGUAAAUAACCCAGUAGAAAAUGGGUAAAAAAGAGAUGACUGCAUUCCAUAGAAAAGGAACUCCAAAUGAUCAGUAAACAUGAUAAGAUAUCCAAACGAAUAAUUAGGGAAAUGCAUACCCAAAUCAUAGUGAAAUGCCAUUGAACUAUCUGGUUAAGGUUAAAAAUUUUGACAAUAUCAAGUAUUGAAGUAAAGCAAUAGAAACAUGUUUACACUAGUGGCAGAUAGGUGAACUAGUGCAGUCACUUUGGAAGACAAGUGGGCAUAAAUUGAACACAUAAAUUUAUCCUAUGAUCCAGCACUUCCAUUUCUGCAUGUAUACCUUAGAAAAACUUUUGUGUAUAACAUGAAAGAUAAACAAGAAUGUCUGUAACAGCAUGUUUUGUAUUCAUAAAAACAUGAAACAAAAACAUCUGGAAAAAAAUCCAGAUUUCCAUCAACUGGAAUAUUCUAACAAUGGAAUACUAUGGAGCAGAGAAAGUAAAUGAAUUACAAUCUCAUAUGAUAACAUAGAUGACUCUAAAUAACAAGGUUGAGUUAAAAAAUAAAGAGCAAAUUGUGAAAGACUAUGCUCAGUAUGAAUCUAAAUAAAAUUGAAAAACAUGCAAAAUUCAAUAAGAUAAUGUUUAACAAUGUAAACACGGACUAAAUGAAAAGGAAAGUGGUGCAUUUCUAAUGUGAGAAAGGAUAAGGGUUGGGAUAGAGGCAUUACACAGAGGACUUGAUGGUAAUGCACUUUACCUUAAACUGGGUAGCAGGCAUAAGGUUGUUAACUCUUGUAUGUUUUAUAAAUAUUUUGUAUCUGUUCACUUUUAAUAUAAUUCAAGAAAAUCCAUUUUGAGAACAUUUAAAAAACAUUAAGGUAAACAUUCAAAAUAUUACCUAUCACCAUUUUAUUUUGCAUAUUCCUUUUUAAUCUUCAUAUGCAUGCACAUUUUAACAGUUAUAUUAUCUGCCUACAAUCUUUAAUUUUCAUUUUCUUAACUUUACACCAUGAAUAUUAUCACACAUUGCUAUUUCAUAAUUAUUAUUUUCAGUGGCUGCAAAACAAUGCCAACAAAUUGUAAUACUAUAAAUAAUUUAACUUUGGUAAUUCCACAAGUAUUUAUUAAAGGUACAAAAUGUGCAAAGCACACUGUUAGGUAUUGAAGGUAUAAUAGUAAACAAGCUUUUUGCUCUACAGAGCUUGGAGUCUUGUCCUAGAUUCUGUCAUUUUAAUAUGGACUUAAAAUACUACAAAAGGGUAAGAACAGGGUUAUGUGGGAGCUCAUAGCGGAGUCCAGGGGUCAGGAAAGAUUUCCCAGAAUAAGUGUCUUCCAAGCUGAGGCUUGAAUGUGUUUGAGUUAAGUAGGGACAGACUUGGUAGGGAAGGUGGAGAUGUGAGAAAGGGAAGAGAGACUAUUUCAGGCAGAGGGAAUAGUAUAUGUUACUGUCUGGAAAUGAGAACAUAGCAGUUGAUGAACUGAAGUAUAGCUGAUGUGUACUCAUUUAAUUAGCUUUGAGGCUAAUGAAAGCUCAUACAGGAGUUUGUAAGCCAUAGGGAAUUUGGAUUUUAGUUCAAACUUUUCCCGGUUGCUUAGGUUGAAAACUUUGGAGUCAUCCUUGAUUUUUUCUUACACCCUACACCCAACCUCACUAAAUACCAAUGUUUUUUGAAGGUUACUUCAAAACAGAUUCUGUACCAGACUGUUUACCACCUCAGUGCUGCCAGUCUUAUCCAAGCCACCAUCAUCUGUUGCCUGGAAUCCUGCACUGGCCUCUUAACUGGUGCCCCUACUUCCACCUUUGCUUCCAUUGAAUCCCAUCCUCCACAUUUUAAGCAGAGUUAUCAUUUGAAGAUGAAAGUCAUUUUGUGCCACUGCUUUUCUCAAAACUUCCACUUGGCUUCCUACCUGACUCAGAGUAAAAGUCAUCGCCCUUUUGAAGCACUGCAGGGCCUUGUGUAAUCUGAUGCUCCUUGACCUCUCUGACUCCAUGUCUAGACCUGUUCCACUUAUUCUUUCUGCUGCAGCCCGUGACCUCCUUGCUAGUCCUUAGACAUGCAAGGCAUGCUCCUGCCUAAAGGCCUUUGUUCUUGCUGUUCCCUAGGCCUAGAAUUCUUUUCCCUGAGAUAUCCUCACAACUUGGUCCCUCAUUUCCUCUGAAAUGUUACCUGAUUCAUCAGAGAAGAGACAUUCUAACCUCCUAUGUAAAAUUACAACCCUGGCCCCCAGACAUGAAGCUGUUAUCAUCUCAGGAACUGCAAUGGCCAAACGAAUCCAGAAAGAAAUACAGCAAGGUGUGGAAUCAUGGAUUUCUCUUGGGAACAGAAGACCUCACCUUAGUAUAAUUUUAGUGGGAGACAACCCAGCAAGCCAUACAUAUGUCAGAAAUAAGAUAAAAGCUGCCUCUGCUGUAGGUAUCUAUAGUGAGAUCAUUCUAAAGCCUAAGGAUGUUUCUCAGGAAGAACUUUUGGAUAUAACUGAUCAAUUGAACAUGGACCCAAGAGUCAGUGGUAUAUUAGUUCAGUUACCACUGCCAGACCAUGUGGAUGAGCGAACAAUAUGCAAUGGAAUUUCCCCUGAAAAAGAUGUAGAUGGAUUUCAUAUGAUCAAUAUUGGAAGACUGUGCCUUGAUCAGCAUUCUCUCAUACCUGCUACUGCCAGUGCUGUUUGGGAAAUAAUAAAAAGAACAGGAAUUGAAACAUUUGGGAAAAAUGUGGUUGUGGCUGGAAGAUCCAAGAACGUAGGGAUGCCCAUUGCAAUGCUUUUACACACUGAUGGAGAGCAUGAACGGCCAGGAGGUGAUGCAACUGUGACAAUAACUCACAGAUAUACUCCCAAAGAACAAAUGAAGAUCCAUACUCAGCUGGCAGAUGUUAUCAUAGUAGCUGCAGGUAUUCCAAAGUUGAUCACAUCUGAUAUGGUUAAAGAAGGUGUGGCUGUAAUUGAUGUUGGUAUCAACUACAUCCAAGACCCAGUGACAGGAAAGACAAGAUUAGUUGGAGAUGUGGACUUUGAAGCUGUUAAGAAGAAAGCCAGCUUUAUCACUCCAGUUCCAGGAGGUGUGGGACCCAUGACAGUGGCGAUGCUUCUAAAGAACACUCUUCUGGCAGCUAAGAAAAUCAUUUACUAGAGAACACAAAAGAAUAAAGUGAACUGAAGUCAAGCUAUUUAUUUAUUGGACAAAGGGAAAAAACUUUUAUAUUUUAUUACAAAGCUAUUUAUUUCUACAUUGUAUUUAUUUUUUCAUGGAUGGAAUGAUUGUUGAUAAGAUGAGUCACACAAAUUCAUGCAUUUCCUGCUAAAAGAUUUUGAGUUUUAGAAAAAAAAAUCAGUUUCAAUGAAAACUCGGGCAACAAUUAUUUAUUUUAUGAAUUAUAUGUGUUCAUAAUAUUAAAACAAUAAAGGGCUCAUGAUAAAUGAAUAUAUUUUUGACACUCAAAUAUCACAUACCAUAUGUUUUCAACAACUGUUUUUUAAGCCAAAUGGGCACCCAUGGAGAACGUGACUUGUAUCUUGACAGAAGCAUGCCCAAUUUUUAAUAUAUUUUCUGUUCUCUGUCUAUGCUGGAAAAGAACCUCCUUGAUAAAAAAAAGACAAAAUAUUGAAAACGAAAUCUUGAUCUUACGUAUUUCCCAAAGGCAUCCCAGAAAGAUACCCUAAAGGGAAAUGAUGCUGCAUUCAAAGAAAGGAAAAUAUUCAUGGAAAGCAAAAAAUGCAAUGCUAGUUGGAAAGGUAAUAAUUAUGUCAAAUUGAAAAUGACUAUGUUACAUAUUAAAAAUAUAUGAAGCAUGUGUUAGGUUUACUUGUUGUUUCUUUCUUCUUCCAGAAAAAAAAUGACUGUUCAUUUAUUGAGAAUAAUAGGAAAUCCAAAAAUAAACUAAAGUAAACAAAACUGAUUGUCUUUUUCCUACAAAUGUCAGACAAAUGUACUAUGGUGUGAGCCAAACCAUCAUUAAAGUAAAACAACAAUUAUGUUUGUUUGCAAAUUCAGAAAUCCAGUAGGAAAACAUGACACUUGCAAGGUGCCAAAGCUAAACUUUAGGGUAUGUCUCAAUAUCUACUUUUUUUUGCCAACAGUUCUCUUCUUUUGUUAUGGCAUUUGGUUCACAAAGCAGAUGCAAUGUUUCUGAACACAGCUUAAGUUAGGAAAUACAUGUUAAUGCCAAUUGAAAACUAUUUUGAGAUUGUCUAGACACAUAAUUGACAUUCUGUUUUCAUGCCCAAAUCCUGGAAUUAAUAUGUACCAAUAAUGAUUCUUAAUCAAUGCAUCAGUCUUUAUUGGUGUGUACUGUUGAUCAUUUAUGUGCAAAUAGACUAGAUGUUUAUAAUUAAUAACAUUUCAACUAUAUAAUAAAAUCAAUUUGAA
Molecule: messenger RNA, 6038 nt
Organism: Choloepus didactylus (southern two-toed sloth)
Lineage: Eukaryota; Metazoa; Chordata; Mammalia; Pilosa; Megalonychidae
Gene: MTHFD2L
Product: methylenetetrahydrofolate dehydrogenase (NADP+ dependent) 2 like
Exons: 8
Coding region: 3834-4802 (322 amino acids)
Biological process (GO): tetrahydrofolate interconversion
Cellular component (GO): mitochondrion
Molecular function (GO): methylenetetrahydrofolate dehydrogenase (NAD+) activity; methylenetetrahydrofolate dehydrogenase (NADP+) activity; methenyltetrahydrofolate cyclohydrolase activity
Source: RefSeq, a predicted model, not a curated record